AUGUUUGUUUACAACUUUAUCUCGACCUUAGUAUUUGGUACAAUUGAACCAAAACAAUCUAAACAACAAAAUACUACUCAAAUACCACAAACUUUAGCUAAAGAAAACUAUACCAAUCCUAAUUACUACAGUAAUCACCAACACAUUAAUCCACAUUUCAAUUUUUACCAACAACAGAAUUCUAAUCGACAACAAAACUAUCAACAUAAGCAUAACUCGAGUAAAAGCUCCUUCAAAAAAACAAAUUACUCAAAUUCAACAAAAAUGCCUCCCGCCGCAUACUCAACUUUUCAUGCACAUCCUACAACUACCUCUGCAUACGUUGCUGCUACAAUGAGUAUGCCUAACAACAACUCUUCAAAUAAAACUCCUAAUAUUAAAAGGGUAGUCGAUAGUGAAUAUAGAUAUAAAAUAGUGGAUGAAAUUUGUGCUGAAACAAAUUUAUAUACUAUACUUGGUGUUGAACGUGAUUGUAACUCUGAUGAACUUAGAAGAGCUUAUAUCAGUAGGUCCCGGAUUUGUCAUCCUGAUAAAUUUCCUGAAUAUCCAAAAGCAACUGAAGCAUUUCAGAAAUUGGCUUAUGCUUAUGAAACGUUGAAUAAACCAUCAACGCGUCGCGCUUAUGAUAUAUCUGGAACUAGUGAUUUAGGUUGUGUCAACGGUACUGGUGAUGAAACGUUACAUGGUGUUUUAUAUCAGCUAUUUUUGGAAUUCAUGGAUGGUGAUUUCGAAAUGAUUCGAGCAUUAGUCAAUGCUCUAAAUGAAGGCAACCCUGGCCUUAACCUAGGCGAAGAUGCCAUUGAAACUUUGGAAACUGCCUUCCGACGAAUGAGAGAAUUACUUUUAGCUGAAUUCGAGCAAUUAGGUGGUAAACAUGGUACGAGUAAGGGAUUAUUAGGUGAUGGUAUGGCUAAAGUCAUUACUGGUUUAGUGACUGUUUUGGAUCGAGGUGAAAAAUUUGUAUAA
Scutellospora calospora is the source of this 966-nucleotide messenger RNA. The record is from the annotation of a GenBank genome assembly. Lineage: Eukaryota; Fungi; Glomeromycota; Glomeromycetes; Diversisporales; Gigasporaceae.